This is a messenger RNA of Hippocampus zosterae (dwarf seahorse), 5833 nucleotides long. RefSeq names its product NDRG family member 4 (gene ndrg4). Lineage: Eukaryota; Metazoa; Chordata; Actinopteri; Syngnathiformes; Syngnathidae. Bases 157 to 1470 code for a protein of 437 amino acids. Gene Ontology annotation, cellular component: cytoplasm. The record is from RefSeq and is a predicted model, not a curated record. Gene Ontology annotation, biological process: signal transduction; positive regulation of ERK1 and ERK2 cascade; brain development. The transcript has 18 exons.
CCGAGUGCAUCCGUUGCUCAGACAGACCCACACACCCUCAGUUACAUACAUUCUUCCAAUCCUCAGCAACCUGCGGGAGAUACACUCGACAAGACUAAAAUCGCAGAAUCUACCCAUCAGAGAACACCCUCGCAACACCACAGGUUACUGCCAAGGAUGGCGGGGAUGAAGGAACAGCAGUUCCCUGAGGAAAAGCCCUUGCUCCCAGAGCAGAGAGGAACCGAUUCGGACAUGCAGGAAAAAGGAGAAGAGGCAUCAGGCGGACAGCCGUGUCCUUCGACCCAUAAGCCCUUCAACACCCCCCCGUCGCACAGUCGGCCUACUCAUCGUUGGCAUGUCAUCGCACGACAUUGGCUCCGCCAGACCCGGCGUCGGACCAGCGGAACUCUUCCAGACAACUGUGAACAGCUGAUGCCAGUAGGCGAUUGGAAGGAACAUGAUGUUGAGACCCCUUAUGGGAUGCUCCAUGUGGUUAUCCGUGGGGCGCCCAAAGGGAACAAGCCUGCUAUCCUCACCUAUCAUGAUGUGGGACUCAACCACAAAUUAUGCUUCAAUUCUUUCUUCAAUAAUGAGGACAUGCAGGAGAUCACCAAGCACUUUGUGGUUUGCCAUGUCGACGCUCCGGGGCAGCAGAUUGGAGCGUCACAGUUGCCACAAGGGUACCAGUAUCCCACUAUGGACCAGUUGGCGAGCAUGCUGUCCACUGUGGUGCAGCAUUUUGGAUUCAAGAGUAUCGUUGGGAUUGGAGUUGGAGCUGGAUCGUACAUCCUGGCCAAGUUUGCUCUCAUCUUCCCUGACCGGGUGGAGGGCUUGGUUCUGCUCAACAUUGACCCCAAUGGCAAAGGAUGGAUUGACUGGGCUGCCACAAAGCUGUCAGGACUGACGAGCACCCUGCCAGACACUGUCCUGCCACAUCUUUUCAGUCAGGAGGAGCUGAUGAACAACACAGAGCUGGUGCAGAGCUACCGGCAACAGAUCAACAACACCAUCAACCAGUUCAACCUGCAGCUUUUCUGGAACAUGUACAACAGUCGGAGGGACUUGGAGAUGAACCGCAGUGGGACUGUGCUGAAUGCCAAAACCCUGAAGUGCCCGGUUAUGUUGGUUGUGGGAGACAAUGCCCCUGCUGAGGAAGGAGUGGUUGAGUGCAACUCCAAGCUGGACCCAACCAACACCACCUUCCUAAAGAUGGCUGACUCUGGUGGACUCCCCCAACUUACACAGCCUGGGAAGCUCACUGAAGCAUUCAAGUAUUUCCUUCAAGGAAUGGGCUACAUCGCUUAUGUGAAGGAUCGGAGGUUGAGUGGAGGGCCAGUGCCUUCCGCCAGCAUGACUCGCCUGGCUCGCUCCAGGACCGCCUCCCUGACAAGCGCCAGUUCCAUGGACGGGUCACGCUCUCGUGCCUGCACCCACUCCGACAGCACCGAGGGAGUUGGAGCAGUCGGCCACACUAUGGAAGUUUCCUGUUGAGGUGUCAGAAAAAGAGGGGACGAAUGGGUGUAGGGACAGAGAGAGAAGCCAUAGCGGGGAGCAGUCAAGGAGAUUGUUUUAGGAAACGAAUGUGAUUGGAUGACGUUAAUAGCCAUGAUAGCUCUCUCUGUCUUUGUUCUCAAGAUCCUUUGUCUGCUAUCGCCUAUCUUCCUACAUUGUAACAGAUCAGUUAAUGUGCAUUUACAGUCAAAAGUAGACAUGCAUUCAUGAUGGGCAUGAAUGUCACGUUCGUGUUUGCACCUUUAAUGAUUGAGUUGAAGUUUGCUUUCCUUCUCAUAAGCUGUCCACUGUAGUAACCGCUGUCCCUGAAACUCAACUCAACUCAACUCAACUGUAUUUAUAGAGCACUUUCAAACAGCCAUCGCUGCAUACAAAGUGCUGUACAUGGAGCAAUUUAACAUAUACAAUAAACAGUCAAACUAAUCGGUAAUAAAGACAGUAGAACGCACCAAUCAGUAAAACCAAGAACAAAUCUAAGUCAUGCUGAGUCGAACAUGAAAUAAGUGCACACAGCGUUCAAAUGAUUUAUACAGGCUCUAAUGUAGAUAGUAGAAACAUUCAACUCAAUCUACCAAGUAGCGACGAAGGUUCAAGAAGGAAAUUCGAAUGGACAGAGCCACGCCUUGCUAAUGUGUUUGGAGGAGUCACCAUUCACUGCAACUGGCGGUUUCUCUUUGCCAUUUUUCAGGUAGACCCUCCCACAUUUUUUAAUAUGCCUAAAAGGCAGGUCUGUACCACCAAACCAAUCUGUUUUAAUGAACUCGUUCAACUCUGCCGAGACAUGUGGUCAAAUACCAAGUCACAAUUAUCCCAGAAGAAUGCGGUUGGCUAUAAAAUGCAUCUGGUUGAGGUCAAACUCACAAAGGAACAUUUGACCAAUAUUAGCGAGUUUUAUAUCCACUCUACAUACGGUAUUUCAGCCAGUAUGUAAUAAUAUGCGAAUCAGAGAAAUUCACAAAUAAAUAAGAAUAUGUGCACUCAUUUCCUGUUUUUAAAUCGCCCCGAUCGGACAGUUCCAAUCAAACAUUAAAAGCCCCAAAUAAAUGUAUGCCCAUGAUUGAGUGUUUUGAAACUUCUGAAUGCAACUUUGCUAAUGCUAUUCCCAACUCCACCUUCCUUCAUAAUACUUGUCACAAACUCACUCUUGAAUUUGUACUCUUGACUAUCUCAUAGUUGUGUUUGCUAAGUAGACCCCUUUUAUUGGCUCGAGCCCCUUUCAUCACCCCUUGCCCCCGGCACAUACACAAAAACACAUGAACCAUUUGUGUAGCAAUAUUCAGUAAAGAUGUCACGAUAUGAAAAAAGGAGAAUGUGAGGAGGUCAAAGAAGAUGUAAGGGGUUCGAAAAUGUCUUUUGUAUCGGCACUUUACACGGUGGUCACAAGGUAUCCAGAAUUUGAGAGAAAUCAGAACACAACCAACUGUAUUGUCAGAGUAAUGCUUAGACUGCGCAUAAUUGUUAGUUUGUUAGCACGAUAGAUAGAUGACACACAAACGACAUUGCUUUUAAGCUCCACUUGAGUUAUGUGUCUCAGGGGUUGUACAGACUCGUCGACGAGUUGACUUUACUCGACAACGGCCUUUGGACCGCAAUCUCAACUAGUUGCUAAUCACGUCACUGAAUGCGAAGCUGUGGUAAGUGAGGGAGAAAAGGGGGUGGGGGGUGGGGGUUAAAACCAGAAUCCAGCAGGAUUUUGAACAACUUUUUGGCCUACACUAUCAAAGUAGACAGAGUAUGGAGAAUUAUUCCACCACCCACAAAGAGGUUCAUAAUUACCCGCAUUGAGGUCUCGGCCGCACUGGAGAUACAUCAUAAAUUUCCAUCAUGCAGAAUCCACUGCUGUGCUAAGCCCAGAACACGCGCAGUUUUCCUCGUUUGGCCAAGUUGUGCAAACUUGUGCAAGUUGUUACCUGGCUAUCCUGGUGGCAAACCCACAGAGCAAGAUAUGUAUUUUUCCCCCCUGGCUGGAAAUGCCAUCACACCACAGCGGUCGUGCUUUCACCCGGUCCACAUCAAUGUGCUUCUUUUCUAACAUAAGUUUGAUGUAAAUUUGGUGUUGCACAUUGUCAGUGAAUCUAGAUUAUUGCAAAUUAUUCCAUCCUCCUGUGAUUUAAAAAAAAGAAGAAAAUAUUACUGUAGUACUACACUGAAUAUAACAAUGAUGUCACCAGCUACUAGUUGACAUUGACUUGAUUUUCAUUGGGUUCGUGUCGACGUGAAAAAAAUUAAAAUAAAUCCAAGUCAUGCAACCCUUAGUAUGUGGAACAUCGCAGGCUGCAAUCAGCUCAUCAUUUUUAUUUACCUUUUUAUCAUGACCAAUUUUAAAUUAUGUGACCCAAGUUAUACUCAUUAAAAAAAAUAACUAAAAGCAUUGAACACAAACACACACAAGCUAAUUUCAAGUGAGAUGACAUUGUCUGAUUUGUGAGCUCUUCAAACACAUGCAUUAUGACCACAUCUUCAACAAAUAUUGAUGACAAUUUUUGAUUUCUUUUAUUGUUGCCGAGAGCAGCUUUCGGGUGUGUGCCAUUUGUAUUUCCACAACAGUACUAUAGUGUAGAGUUGUGUUUCGUAACAUCUAUAUGCAUGUGAUGUUUGAUCUUAUGAUGCUUUAUUCUAUGAGUAGUCUAGUAUUAGGGUGGUUACUUGGAUAGAGCCAUGCUUGUAACUACUAUCCAUCGGUCUGUAACUGCAUGGUUGUGUUUGUGGUUGUAGUCAACUCUUUGUGAUCUCCACUUUGACAAUCACUUUCUGAUCAAUAACAAACACGAACAGUGGGACAUAGGCAGCACUAGGCUUGUUCACCUUGUCUUGCUGGGUCACCCCCACCCCAAAAAAACCCCACACAAUAAUCAAAACUUACUCUUUUUAUUGCAACUUGCCCCUCUUCUUAUAUGUACCAAAGUUAUACACCCACACACACUUAAAUAUCAAUAUAGAUGUACAGUACUGGUAUGUACACACAUGCCAAUAAAAACUGCACAGGCUCGGUGUUGAAAGGGAAGUACUGUAUGACCAGGGAAAGAUGCAUAAAUAGUCAAACACAUUCGAGUAGUUAAUAAUUUCAGUGGACAAAGUCAGUAUUUGUUUUGAUGUGCUACGUCACCAUACAUGCAUUAGUAUAGUGUGGAUGUACUUAGAGCUUUAGAGUAGGAAAGUUGUGUGCUGUCGCCUGCGCUUACACUGGGCCGCAAAUGGGUCCCCUGGUUCUUGGAUUAUUCAUCUACAGCUUCAAUGCACCCUAGUCACCAAUGUCACCUGUUACAAAAUUCUUUUGUUCAGGUCCGGCAUAGCAGGUGUGCACAUCUCUGGGAUGGCCUGUGAGAAACGGGGCUGUUUUGGAGCCAUUUGGGCACCAAGCUCAGAAUGUAGGGCAACCCCCAACCACCUUAAAAAAAAAAAUCCCAUUCCCUAAAAAAGGUGCCCCGAUUCUCACAGGUGAACCCAGUCGCACCCUAAAGGGCUAUCAGCUGAAGUCACUUUUAUAAAAUGUCUGCCAUUAGAUGUGUGUGUGUGGGGGGUAGGGGGUUCUGCGCACCGAGAGAUUGAGAGACUGAAAAGAGAAUGUGAGCUUGUUGAUACUGUGGAGUAAGUUGUCACGAAGGGUUAUGUUAUAAACCUUACAAUUUUUGUAAAAUUCCAAAUACUCAUGAACAUGAGCUGGAGAAAGGCGUUUGACAUUGCAUGGAAAACAAACAUCUCAAAUAUUUGCAUGGAGUGGAGAGUAUGUGGAGUGUAUAAAAGACAAACUUCUACACACACUGCCCAGGGGGCUGGGGGUCAUGGGGGUAUGGUGUUUUCCUGAAUGUAUUUUGUCCCUUUUUUGAAGUGCUGUACAGUAUUGUCACCCUAAACCUUAUCCCCCCAGAAUUUCUGCACUAUACUUUGUACCUCCACUUGAGCCAACGUGAUGAUUCCCCCACCACAAAAGUCGUGUAGGUGACUUGUGCUUUGACACUGAAUGAGUUUAGCCCUUUUUUCUUCUUCUUGGAUUACGAGAGCUGGCUACGAACACCAGAUUUUGAUGUUUUGGUGAAAUUCCUGAUAUUAAACGCCGUCAACAAGAUAACACUUUAUUUUAGUUCAGUGAUUUGUUCACGUGUAUUAAUACAGUUAUUCUCCUUACUGUCAUUCAAAUUAAUUUCACUUGAGCAAUAAGUAUUUAUUUCUUGUUUGCAUUGUUUCAUCAUGUCUUCCCUGCUAUGAGCAGUCACAACAAUUCUUACCUGCUUGGCUGUCAUGUGUGAUGUAAAGUUUAAAUAUGUCAUCUAUACACCAUAAGCUGUCACUGUUCCAUGUACUAAAUAAGUAACAAGUUAUAAAUAAAGACCUAGUGUCAGCA